Molecule: messenger RNA, 246 nt
Organism: Bipolaris zeicola 26-R-13
Lineage: Eukaryota; Fungi; Ascomycota; Dothideomycetes; Pleosporales; Pleosporaceae
Exons: 1
Source: RefSeq, a predicted model, not a curated record
AUGACAACAAUUGCACCUCAUUAUGGGAAGUACCUGCUCGUGUUGUCCGGGUCGGUUGAGUAUGCCCCAUUCCUGCACAAUUGGAAAACUUUUAAAGAUAGUGUGCGAAAAAUAGCCAAAAACCCAGGGUGGACAGAUGUAAGCACGACGUCACAAAGAGGAAUACGACGGGCAUGGUGUAAUCUAUCGAUUGAGGACAAGGCGAAAGCUGCAUACAGUACGCAUCACCAUCUACAGAUCAAAGAA